AUGCGUCUGUUGGUGUCAACCACUGCUGACGCCCUCGUGGCCUCAAUCCAGCCAGCUGCCCCGCCACCAUCCAGGCUGACUCGCAUUCAUGACCCCGAAAUACGCGACUACACAGUGCAGACUGUUGGGGCAGACAGGGUUGUCAGCGACCCCAGAAAACUCCACCUACUCGCCACCGCCAAAGAGUUGCACGAUGAUGCAGCAGCUGAAUUGUGUUCAGCUACACAGCCCUAA
Messenger RNA from Spirometra erinaceieuropaei, 234 nucleotides. The record is from the annotation of a GenBank genome assembly. NCBI's taxonomy places the organism in Eukaryota, Metazoa, Platyhelminthes, Cestoda, Diphyllobothriidea, Diphyllobothriidae.